Messenger RNA from Candida albicans SC5314, 1587 nucleotides. RefSeq names its product Zcf14p (gene ZCF14). Gene Ontology annotation, cellular component: nucleus. Bases 1 to 1587 code for a protein of 528 amino acids. The record is from RefSeq and is a predicted model, not a curated record. Lineage: Eukaryota; Fungi; Ascomycota; Pichiomycetes; Serinales; Debaryomycetaceae. The transcript has a single exon. Gene Ontology annotation, biological process: regulation of transcription by RNA polymerase II. Gene Ontology annotation, molecular function: DNA-binding transcription activator activity, RNA polymerase II-specific; RNA polymerase II cis-regulatory region sequence-specific DNA binding; zinc ion binding.
AUGCCAAUAACAAAAAACAACAACACACCCAUAAAUUCAUCACGUGGCGAACAUCAAUUUAAACAAACAAAGAAACGAAAUCGACUUUCAUUAAAUUGUUUCAAUUGUAAACGAAAGAAAAUCAAAUGUAAUAGACAACAACCAUGUUUAUCAUGUAUUAAAUCAAAUUUAGAAUCAAAAUGUGAAUAUCAACAACAAAAAUGGUUAGCAACUCCUAAUAAUGAGAAUAAUGGUAUUUUUCAAAUUCAACGAUUGAAUGAUGAUAAGAUAAAUGAAAGUUGUCAAAAUAAAAAAGAUGAAAUAGUAAUACCACUACUACGGAAUCAAGAGAAACAGGAAAAGAAUGUUGGUGAUGGUGAUGGGUUAUCACAAUUGAAAUUAUUGAAUAAUAUAUUGAAAGAACCUAUAAAUAAUAAUGAAAGGAAUAAGUUUCAUGAAUUUGAACACGAAAAUAUUGGAAAUAUCGAAUCAGAGAAGUAUCUUCUGGGUUUAUUUGAAAAUUUCAUUAAAUAUCAUGAACAUUUAUUAGAGAAUUUGGAAUUGAUUCUUGGUAUACGAAAUAAAAUAGAGAAAAUAUCACAAUUGGAACCAUUACUUUUUAAAUUUGAGAUUUAUCUUGAUGAAAAAUACCCAAACAUCAAGCAUCACGAACUCAUUAAUACAUCUGAAAAUGAGGUUUCUUUUUCUUCUUCAUCAUUAAGUCCCAAUAAGAUUAGGAAUUAUAUUAAUAUGAAGAUGAUUUUACAUAUGAUUUAUUUUUAUUAUUAUUUAUAUUAUGAAAGGAAACAAUUACAAUCAUUGAGUUAUACUUAUUUGAAAAAAACUUUAGUAUCACAUAUUAACGGAAUUAUACCUCAUUUAUUCAAACUACUUAGUCAUGACAAUGAUCUGAAUGAUUUUCGAUUUUUGAUAACACCAAUUAUUAUUAUGAUAAAUUUCCCAAUUUUAAUUAAAUUGAAUUAUUGUGUUUAUAAAUCUCGAUAUUUAAAUUCCAAUCAUAAUGAAGAUUUACGAGAUGAUUUCCAAUAUAAAUUAAAAUUUGCCAAAUUAAAUAAAUUAACUCAAAUUUAUAAAAAAAUCACGGAAAUUUCCCUAUCAAUAAUAAUAUCCAAACUAAACCAAAAACAUAGUUCUGAAUAUAGACAAGAAAUCAUCAUCAAAAUUAAAUCUUAUAGGUAUAUUCUUGAACGUAUAUGUAAUGAUAAUGAAUUUUUAUCCAAUCAAACAAAGUAUUAUAACACGAUUGAUGAAUUAUCGAAAAAUAAUGAAGAAUUAAGUGAAAUUAUCAAAAUUUUAGAGAUUGGAAUGAAGAGGUAUACUGAAUUGAAAAAUAAAAAGGAGAUAAAUACAAAUUUUGAAAAUUAUGAAAAGUUUAAUGAACCAAUAAGUAAACAAAACUUGAUAAGUGAAAUAGAAUUAGUAUCGUUGAUUCCUAGUUAUUCACAUUCACAACAGCAACAACAACAACAAGAACAAGAAAAACAACGACAAGAAUUGUUAUUCACUGAUUGGGAACAAGGUUUUAAUAUAAUGAGCAAUUUAGAUAUUGAUAAAUUUUGGUCAAUAUUGGCACAAUUGAAAAAAUGA